Messenger RNA from Debaryomyces fabryi, 879 nucleotides. It is a transcript of the gene AYR1, whose product is annotated as acylglycerone-phosphate reductase. Bases 1 to 879 code for a protein of 292 amino acids. Gene Ontology annotation, cellular component: lipid droplet; endoplasmic reticulum. Gene Ontology annotation, biological process: triglyceride catabolic process; phosphatidic acid biosynthetic process. Gene Ontology annotation, molecular function: triacylglycerol lipase activity; acylglycerone-phosphate reductase (NADP+) activity. The record is from RefSeq and is a predicted model, not a curated record. The transcript has a single exon. NCBI's taxonomy places the organism in Eukaryota, Fungi, Ascomycota, Pichiomycetes, Serinales, Debaryomycetaceae.
AUGCCAGAUCGUCAAAAAUCAGUACUUGUAACAGGUGCUUCAUCAGGAAUCGGAUACUCCACAGCAAUUGAAUUUGCUAAACGAGGAUAUCAGGUGUUUGCUGGUGCUAGAAGAUUGAAACCUAUGGAACCAUUAGCCAAAGAAUAUGGAGUUGUUAUCUUUGAGUUAGAUGUUUCAUCGGAAGAGAGUGUUAAAGAGGCGAAAAAAUUUAUUACUGAAAAGACAGGAGGAUAUCUUGAUAUAUUGUACAACAAUGCUGGUCAGUCAUGUACUUUUCCUGCUUUAGACGUCACUGAUGAAUGGUUUAAACAGUGUUAUGAGGUGAAUGUAUUUGGACCUAUGAGAUUAGUGAGGGAAUUAGGACCAUUGGUUAUUAAUGCACAAGGUACGAUUGGGUUUACUGGUUCAGUUAGUGGAAUUUUACCUUUCCCGUUAUCUUGUACAUAUUCGUCUUCUAAGGCUGCUAUCCACCAAUAUGCUGCCACUUUAAGAAUUGAAAUGAAGCCAUUCAAUGUUAAAGUUAUUAAUAUAGUUACUGGUGGGGUUAGGACGAACAUUGAGGAUAAGAGACAGCUACCAGAGAGUUCUCUUUAUAAUGUACCUGGUAUGAAAGAAACUCUUGUUGAAAGGCAACAGAUGGCCAAGAGAAACCAUCCAAUCAGUUCAGAAACCUAUGCUAAAAGAGUAGUCUCUGAUUUUGAAAAACUGAGAAUAAACGGGCCAUUAAAUAUUUACAGGGGAAGAAUGGCUACGUUUUUAGGCUACUUACUAUGCUGGUGUCCAAGAUUCUUAGUUGAGAUUAUCUUCAUUAGAAAGUUUAAAUUGACUGCAAUUUACAAAUUUUUAAGAACCAAGUACAGCAAGGAACAUCUUGAUUAA